Adineta ricciae is the source of this 273-nucleotide messenger RNA. The record is from the annotation of a GenBank genome assembly. NCBI's taxonomy places the organism in Eukaryota, Metazoa, Rotifera, Eurotatoria, Adinetida, Adinetidae.
AUGAUGCCAACAUUAGAUGAAGAUUUUGAAAAGGAUGGUUAUUUAAAAGAACAUGGAACAUCGGAAGAUUUAAACAAAGUGAGAAAUGAUCAAGGCACUGAACGAAAAGUGCCACAAUCAUUUACUGAAGCGUCAACAUCUGGUGAUGAUAAACGAAAAACUUUGAUGAUAUUUCGUUUUCCAAAACGAACUGAACAAGCGGUCAAUUUAGGGAAAAUAUUCGACAAAAGCAUUAUUUUUCGUCAAACAAAUCGACAUGAACUCAAGUUUUAG